AUGAAGGAUGUGAAGGAUGACUGGAGGAAGAAGUCUGGGCAGCUCCUGGGACAAGAUAGAGAUUUAGAGACAAAACUCAAAUCUGACUUUAAGAAUCUCCACACCUUUCUAUGUGAAGAAGAGAAAUUGUAUCUCUGGAGGCUGGAGAAAGAAGAGCAGAUGAGACUGAAGGAGAGCGAGGCCAAUCUGCAGCAGAAGAGCAAGGAGCUCAAGGACCGCAUCCCGGAAUUGGAGGAAAAAUGUCAGAGCUCAGCCCAGAACCUGCUGCAGGAUGUGAAAGGCACCUUGAGCAGGAGUUGUGUUGUGAAGUUGGAAGCUCCUGAGGUCUUUACCUUGGAGAUUCAGACUGCAUGUGGUGUUGCUGAGCUUUACUUGGAUGUGAUAAAAAUACUAAAAUGCUAUGAAGUGAGUGUGACUCUGGAUCCAGAAACAGCUCCUCCUACCUAGACUCUGUCUGAGUCUCAUGGGUGCAGCCAGCAGAAUCUUAAGUUUUCAUUCAGGAGAUUUACAGCCUUCCCCUGUGUCCUGGGCUGUGAGGGCUUCACCUCAGGAAGACACUACUUCGAAGUGGAUGUUGGAGAAGGAACAGCUUGGGAUGUGGGAGUCUGCAUGGAAAAUUUGCAGAGAGGCCUUGGCAUGAAGCAGGAGCCUGAGCUUGGAUUCUGGGCCAUCCGGCUGUGCCCAGAGAAUGGCUAUGCAGCACUGACCUCUCCGCGCACUGUCCUUGAGCUGUGUGAGCGACCCCUGGUGGUGGGGAUUGUUCUGGACUAUGAAGCUGGAACUGUGUCCUUUUGCAACAUGACCACUAGCUCCCACAUCUUCACCUUCCCGAAGGCUUCCUUCUCUGAAAUUCCGUGGUCUUAUUUCCAGGUUUGUAAACUUUCUCCUUUGUCCUUGCUUCCCUGUGUGGUGUGGGUAAUUUAUUAAUUGUUAACUUGCGUGAAGACAUCUAACUGCACUGAGUCAGCAUAGUUCUGGAUGUGGAAGACGCAUUUAAGGAGUGUUGUCAGAACGGUAUAAAAGGAGAAGAGGAGGGGAGGAUUUCAGCUGAUGAUCCCUGGAGGAGCUUCCUUACAGCUGCUUUUCUACGGAGGAGUUUUGGGUUUUUUCCCUUAUUCAAGAGAGCUUCAAUUCUUGUGUUCAUCUUGGACGUCGUUUCUUGGCUUCCAGGGCAGAUCCUCAGCCUUCUGGCACAGCUCCAUUCAGGCUUUUGGUACAAACACUCCAGCUUCCAGCACUGGCCCUCGGGCCUUUGCAGUGAAGAUACUUCAGUCUCCCAUCUGGGAUCCUUCGGCUUCCUGAUAUGGACUUGCACAGGACAUUGCCGUGG
Messenger RNA from Chinchilla lanigera (long-tailed chinchilla), 1330 nucleotides. Its product is annotated as E3 ubiquitin-protein ligase TRIM38-like. The record is from RefSeq and is a predicted model, not a curated record. Gene Ontology annotation, molecular function: protein binding. NCBI's taxonomy places the organism in Eukaryota, Metazoa, Chordata, Mammalia, Rodentia, Chinchillidae.